Molecule: messenger RNA, 639 nt
Organism: Venustampulla echinocandica
Lineage: Eukaryota; Fungi; Ascomycota; Leotiomycetes; Helotiales; Pleuroascaceae
Exons: 2
Coding region: 1-639 (212 amino acids)
Source: RefSeq, a predicted model, not a curated record
AUGACGGGUCAGGUGGAUGGAGCUAUAGCCUCAAGCAAAAAUGAAAGUGUGAAGGCUCCACCAGCAACGGACGAGAAGGAACCGGAUGGGGAAAUCCUUCCAAAGCUCAGCGCGGCGGAAUUCAGGUCGUAUAACGGAAUAGCGGAGAAUAUGGCUCAUGUCCACGGCCUUUUCCGCCGAACAUGGCAAACCAUCUAUACAGCCUGCACCAACAACCAGCUCCCCUCAAACAUGGACGAAGAGGACUUCCUCAGCCUCACUAUGAACUUCUGCCACCAACUCUCCAUGCACCAUUCCAUCGAGGAGCAGCACGUCUUUCCGCUCCUCGCAGCGAGGAUGCCGGAUUUCAAACCCGAGCACGACACCGCUGAGCUGUUGGAGCAGCAUCGCCGGAUUCAUGAUGGUAUGGAAGUGCUUCAGGGCUACUUGGCCGAGGUAAGACUUGGGGAGACGGAGUUGGAGUUGCCGGUUAUGAAGGAGAAGGUGGUGUUCUGGGCCGACGUGCUGCUGAGACAUUUGGAUGACGAGGUUGUAGCGCUCGGGGCGGAGAAUAUGAGGAAGUAUUGGUCGCUGGCCGAGAUGAGGAGCAUGCCUAUGGGUAGAGGAGGAGGCUGGGGGGAUAGUACAAAUGGGAACUGA